Messenger RNA from Saccostrea cuccullata (small rock oyster), 4136 nucleotides. Its product is annotated as acyl-CoA synthetase short-chain family member 3, mitochondrial-like. Bases 19 to 2100 code for a protein of 693 amino acids. NCBI's taxonomy places the organism in Eukaryota, Metazoa, Mollusca, Bivalvia, Ostreida, Ostreidae. The transcript has 18 exons. Gene Ontology annotation, cellular component: mitochondrial matrix. Gene Ontology annotation, molecular function: propionate-CoA ligase activity. The record is from RefSeq and is a predicted model, not a curated record.
AAAUCAGAGGGAUUCCGAAUGCAUGUGCCCGAAGUUGCCGCAGUGAAUUUGUGUCAUAAAAUGCAUUCAAUAUUUCGAAGUUGUAGGCGACUGACAGCACAUUCUAAGCUUACAUCAGAAUUUCAGAGAUGUCGAGAGUUGAUCAGAUGUACCGUGCAUUCACGUAAAUACACGUCAGAAAGCGGACAAACUUACGAUGACGCAUUUUCCAGGUCGAUCAACAACCCUUCAGAGUUUUGGGCUGAAGCAUCAGAAGAUAUUGUUUGGCACAAGAAGUGGACGAAAGUUUUGGAUGAUUCCAAUUCUCCAUUUACUCAGUGGUUUGUGGGAGGGGAAUUAAAUUCCUGCUAUAAUGCCGUGGACAGACAUGUGGAGGCAGGCAAUGGGGACCAAGUGGCUAUUAUAUUUGACAGCCCUGUCAGUAAACAAAUGGACAAAAUCACAUACAAAGAACUCUUAUAUCAGGUAACUCAUUUGGCCGGUGCCCUAAGGAAGCAUGGGGUAGAGAAAGGGGACAGGGUACUGAUUUACAUGCCCAUGAUCCCCCAGGCUAUCAUUGCUAUGAUGGCCACGGCCAGGUUAGGGGCAAUACAUUCUCUUGUUUUUGGAGGCUUUGCUUCAAAGGAACUGGCUGUCAGAAUAGAUCACGCAGAGCCAAAGGUUGUCAUCAGUGCUAACUGUGGAGUAGAGCCAAACAGAAAUGUCCUGUACAAGCCCAUGCUGGAUGCUGCUUUAGAAAUGGCCACCCAUAAACCAAAGAACUGCAUCAUUUACAACAGACCAAUGUUUCCAUUCUGCACAUUUAUCAAAGGCCGAGAUUUAGAUUGGGAGAUAGAGGUUGGGAUGUCUAAACCAGUAGACUGCGUGCCUGUGGAUUCUAUGGACCCGGCAUAUAUCCUCUACACAUCGGGGACAACAGGGCUUCCUAAGGCAGUGGUCCGGCCAAGCGGGGGUCAUGCCGUGGUCUUGAAGUGGUCAAUGUGGAAUAUCUAUGGUCUCAAGCCAAAGGAGGUAUGGUGGUCAGCUUCGGAUCUGGGCUGGGUUGUGGGACACUCCUAUAUUUGUUACGCCCCUUUACUCAAUGGAAACACUACAAUUGUGUAUGAGGGUAAACCUGUGGGUACCCCUGACCCUGGGGUUUACUUCCGGAUUCUGAAGGAACAUGAUGUAGCAGGGAUGUUUGUAGCCCCCACUGCAAUCCGAGCCAUUAGGAGAGAGGACCCAGAUGCCUCUUUUGCUCAGAAGUACCUUCCACUGCCAAAGUUUCGAGGUUUGUUUGUGGCAGGAGAACACUGUGACAAGGAGACUCUGGAGUUUGCUCACUCUGUACUGCAGGCUCCUAUACUGGACAACUGGUGGCAAACAGAGACGGGGUGGGCCAUCAGUGCGACAUGUGCAGGGUUAAAUAUGUCCUUGUCCCCACCCUCAGGGGCUGCUGGGAAAUCGGUACCGGGCUGGAAUGUUCAGGUUUUAAGGAAGGAUUUCUCACAGGCUUCCACUGGUGAGCUGGGAGACAUUGUUGUCAAGUUGCCUUUACCACCUGGAGCAUUUAGUACCCUGUGGAAAAAUGAGGAGCGAUUCAAAAAGACUUACUUUGAAAGCAAACCAGGUUACUAUGACACCAUGGAUGCAGGCUACAAGGAUGGAGAGGGCUAUGUUUAUGUCAUGGCCAGAAGUGAUGAUGUCAUCAACGUGGCGGGCCACAGACUCUCGACGGGUGCAAUAGAAGAGGCAAUCAUGACGAGUGAGGAUAUAGCUGAGGUGGCAGUGGUGGGAAUACCUGACACACUCAAAGGUCAAAUACCGCUGGGACUGUGUGUACUAAAACAUGGAGUGCAGAAGUCAGCAGAUGAAGUUAUAGAUCAUGUCCGAGAUGUAGUGAGAAGCAGCAUAGGACCAGUGGCCGCCUUCAAACUCGCGGUUAUUGUCCCAAAGCUACCAAAGACUCGAGCUGGGAAGAUAGCUCGUAGCACCAUAGCUCUCAUGGCAGCUGGUCAGCCAUUCAAAAUUCCAGUGACUAUUGAGGAUGCCUCUGUGUAUCCGUACAUCCGGGACGCUCUACAACAGAUUGGCUAUGCCAAAGAGUACCAGCCACUCUAGAAGAUCCAGAAGUCUAUUCCAAACUGAAGGUGUCUUUUGAAGAAGCAGGGUUUACUGUUGGAGAACCACAAUAUUAAAAACAUGCACUGAACCAUAUGUGUGCCUAUAAGUGUGAACAUACAACAUUAGAGCACUGAGGAAAAUGCAGCAUUGGAGAAUGUCCAUGACAAAACAAAAAGUUAUACCUCUCUUAUGCCUAGAAUUGGUUUGGGUAAAGUAGGCUAGCUACAGGUGUGCUAGGGCAACACAUGUUAUUACAGUAAAACAUGCUUAUAAAAGAGUGCCAGAGAUGGAUGAUUUUGUUUUGCUAUAAGCAUACUAGUAAUUAAUCAUUUCCACUAGUUUACAAAACUAGUAUAUUGUAAAGUUGUAUGAGGAAUGAAAAUCAGUUUGCUGUGAGAGACAAUGCAAUAGAAGUGUGUUUGCUAUAAGCUUGUUUUACUGUAAUUGUAUAAUUUUAGCAGUAGUUGUGAUAUAUUUUGGUAUAUUUGUGUAUGCUGUUAUAGUCAGUUUUUAUACAUGCUUGUGUAUAUAUGUGUCAUACACUUUGUCUGAUUUAUCUAGUCUUCCAGAAAUAAAACAUUACUUUUCUUCAGAUCACAUAUUUUAUCUCCCACCCAAUCUUUCACUCCCUUCCAUUUUUUUUCCUUUACCCCUCCCCAAUAUUGAUUUGAAAUGUGCAAAAGUAUUUAAAGAUUUCUAUUGCAUAUGUGGUUUUGCUUUGGGAUAAAAAUGUUAUGCUAAUUUGUUAGAAAAUAUUUUUUCAGCUGCUACUUUUAUGUGAUGUGUUAUAUUAAUUAAGGAACUUGUGUAAUGUCUUAACGUGUGAUAUGACUUCUAUACUUUCUCAGACAUACAGUUGAACUUAAGUAUCUUGAACAUGGAUAUCUCUAAUAUCAUGGAUCUGAUAUGUCAAUCAAAGUGAUUUGAAAGCCCUAAGCAUUUUUUCUUGAAGUACUUUACCCUCAAUAUCUUGAACCCUUUGAUAUCUCUAAAGGUUUAUUUUAAUUGAUCCCAUACUACAUUUGAGAUAAUGAGGAUUGACUGUAUGUACUUUAUAUAGGUAUUCUUUUAUGUAGUCAUUCUUUACCAAUUUACAUGAUGACAUGAAUAUAUGUUAAUUUGGGGUCAUUGAAUCUAUUUAAUGUCAUUGUCAAAAUGUCAAGGUUAUUGAUACUGGGAUCAUGUUACUUUUAUGUGGUACAAGAACAAUUAUUUACAAACAGUUACUAGGUACAUGUACAAGUUUUAAAGGAACAUUGUAUUUUAAACUCAAGCAAGUUACUUGAGUUAAGGUCGAAUUUAUACAUAUGUUAAGGGCUCCUGAAUGAUUGUUUGCUUUUUAGUUUCCCAGAAUUGAUUCUGCAUGAUAACAUACUGUAUAUGAAUUGAAAAGAACUGCUUGGAUUGGUUGUGAUUAUGUCAAAAACAUGGACUCUUUCGAACAUGUUGUAUAUCAAAUAUAUUUUAAUCAGUGAUGUCCAGUAUUCUUUUUUCUCAUGAUCAUGAUAGAGAUAUUGUUGCUAAAAGGCACAGAUGGGAUUUGCAUCUAUGAUUAAUUUUUUUUAGAAAUGUUUUUCUUAAUUGUUUACAUAAUGUUAGGCAAUGAAUAGUUACUACUGUAUACAGGGUUAUUUUCGCCCCGUGAUAUUUUCGCCCUUUCACAUCUGAAUACAAGUUUGCCCCGUUUUAAAUUCACCCAAAAGAUUUUUGUUUAAGAUACAUGUAUUAUACAGUUUACUUUGAAUUAGCCCUGUUUUAUAUUCCCCACGUCAGGCAAGGGCGAAAGGGGCGAAAAUUAAAUGGGGGUGAAAAUUUCCCCGUAUACAGUAUAUAUAUGCAAGUCAAAUUUUCACCUACAAAUUAUUUGUUAUUCAUUGUUUUGUUAUAUGAGCAAAUUGCCUUAAAAAAAUUGUGAUUAAAAUAGUACAAAUGUAUUAUACACAUGUAAUGUGUCACUUUGUAAUAUAUUUUCUUAUACUGUAUAAGAAUUAAUUUGUAUAAUUAUAUUUUUAAUUAGUCAUCUUUAAUAAAUU